AUGGCACGUACUAAGCAAACAGCCCGUAAGUCCACCGGCGGUAAGGCUCCUCGGAAGCAGCUGGCGACGAAGGCUGCUCGUAAAUCUGCUCCGGCGACCGGCGGAGUGAAGAAGCCCCACAGGUUCCGGCCAGGGACCGUCGCUCUGAGGGAAAUCAGGAAGUACCAGAAGAGCACCGAGCUUCUGAUCCGAAAGCUUCCCUUUCAGCGUUUGGUUCGUGAAAUCGCACAGGACUUCAAGACGGAUCUGAGGUUCCAGAGCAGUGCCGUCUCGGCGCUUCAGGAAGCUGCUGAGGCUUACUUGGUUGGACUCUUUGAAGACACCAACCUCUGCGCCAUUCAUGCCAAGAGGGUCACCAUCAUGCCCAAGGAUAUUCAACUCGCCAGAAGAAUCAGAGGCGAAAGGGCUUAG
This is a messenger RNA of Sphenostylis stenocarpa, 411 nucleotides long. The record is from the annotation of a GenBank genome assembly. NCBI's taxonomy places the organism in Eukaryota, Viridiplantae, Streptophyta, Magnoliopsida, Fabales, Fabaceae.